AAAACGUGUUUUUGAGAACUGAAACAAGAUGUCUGGAAGAGGAAAAGGAGGUAAAGGUCUGGGGAAAGGAGGCGCUAAGCGUCACCGUAAAGUUCUCCGUGAUAACAUCCAGGGCAUCACCAAGCCCGCCAUCCGCCGUCUGGCUCGCCGCGGUGGAGUCAAGCGGAUCUCCGGCCUGAUCUACGAGGAGACCCGCGGUGUGUUGAAGGUCUUCCUGGAGAACGUCAUCCGUGAUGCCGUCACCUACACCGAGCACGCCAAGAGGAAGACCGUCACCGCCAUGGAUGUGGUSUACGCUCUCAAGAGACAGGGUCGUACUCUGUACGGCUUCGGAGGUUAAACUGGACCCGCUUCAAUAAACUAAAAGGCCCUUUUCAGGGCCGCACA
Messenger RNA from Austrofundulus limnaeus, 387 nucleotides. Its product is annotated as histone H4. Gene Ontology annotation, molecular function: structural constituent of chromatin; DNA binding; protein heterodimerization activity. The record is from RefSeq and is a predicted model, not a curated record. Lineage: Eukaryota; Metazoa; Chordata; Actinopteri; Cyprinodontiformes; Rivulidae. The transcript has a single exon. The coding region runs from base 29 to 340 and encodes 103 amino acids. Gene Ontology annotation, cellular component: nucleosome.